AUGGCCCGCACCAACGCUUCCUGGUCUGAAGAGAACUUUUCAUGUUCCAUCUGUCUGGAUGUGUUCGACAGUCCAGUUUCCACACCAUGUGGACACAACUUCUGCAGAACCUGUGUUACAAAGUUCUGGGAUGAACAAGUCAAGUUCAAAUGUCCUCUUUGCAACAUGGCUUUCAACGCAAGACCUGAUUUAAGGAUUAAUACCCUCUUAUCAGAGCUGGCCGCUCAGUUUCAAACAUCCAUACGAGUAAAAGAUCAGCUCUGUGUUAAACGUGGAGAAGUUCCCUGUGACGUCUGUACUGGGACCCAGCUGAAGGCCGUGAAGUCGUGCCUAGUGUGUUUUAUCUCUUACUGCCAAACUCACCUGGAGCCACAUCAGAGAGUCGAAGUCCUAAAGAAACAUCGGCUGUUCGAGCCUAUGGACCGUCUGGAAGACAGGAUGUGUAAGACACACAAUCAACCUCUCGAGCUCUUUUGCAUGAUUGAACAGGUGUGUGUGUGUCAGUUCUGCACCAAAACAGACCAUAAGUACCAUCCUGUUGUACCUCUAAAGGAGGAAUAUGAAGUGAAGAUGGCCCAGCUGGGGAAGAUAGAGGCUGAAGUUCAGCAGAUGAUCCAGGAGAGACAAAAUAAUAUCCAGGAGAUUAAAGAUACAGUUAAUCGCAGCAAAGCAGAUGCAUUCAGAGAGAUAGCCGAUGGUGUGCACGUCCUCACUGCUCUGAAGCGCUGCAUUGAAAAGUGCCAGGAUGACCUCAACCAAAUGGUUAAAGAGAAACUGAAAUCCACAGAGAAACAAGCUGAAGACCUCAUCGAAGAGCUGGAGCAGGAAUUAGAAGAUCUGAUCAAUAGAUGGUUCGAGGUGAAGCAGCUCUCACAAACUACAGACCACCUCCACUUCCUCCAGGCCUUCAGAUCCCUGAAGGAUCCUCCACCCACCAGGGACUGGACCACGGUGGAGGUCCGUCCUCCGUCAUACGUUGGGACCUUGGGGAGAUCCCUGGAUCAGCUGGAGGGGACACUGAACAAGGAGAUGAAGAAGCUGCGUGAUGCUGAACUGAAGAGGGUCCAGCAGUAUGAAGUAGAUGUGACUCUGGAUCCUGAUACAGUUCAUCCCGAGCUCGUCCUGUCUGAGGAUGGGAAACAAGUACAUGGUGGAGAUGUAGCGAAGGCCCUCCCAGACAACCCUAAGAGAUUUACACAGGGUCUAUGUGUUCUCACGAGGCAGAGCUUCUCAGGGAGAUUUUAUUUUGAGGUCCAGGUUAAAGACAAGACUGCGUGGUAUGUAGGAGUGGCCAGAGAGUCCAUCAACAGAAAUGAUCGGAUCAUAAUGACCCCUGAGAGAGGUUACUGGACUCUCUUCUCCUACAAGGAUGGUUUGGUAUUUAGUGAUGACCCUUUUGUCCGUCUCCUUCUGAGAGCUGAGCUCCAGAAGGUGGGGGUGUUUGUUGAUUAUGAUGAGGGUCUGGUCUCCUUCUAUGAUGUGGAAGCCAGGGUCCAUAUCUACUCUGCUACUGGCUGCAGCUUUACUGAGCCUCUCUAUCCAUUCCUCUGUGCAUGUCGCUAUGAUUAUGAAGGUAACAACUCUGCCCCCCUGAUCAUCUCACCUGUCAAUCAAACAGACUAAGACCUUUGUUUGAUAAUAAAAUAAUGAAACGACCAAAACAACUAAUGUUGUUUCAUGAAUUAGAAUCUCCACCAUGUGAGAUCUGAGAGAACUGUAUUCAUAUCUUACUGCUGUCAUAUAACAAGGAGUAAUUCAGUAGGAAGUGAACCCUGACUAUUAUAAAUGAUAACCCAUUCUGAAUUAUUAGGUAACAUUAUAUUCUUUAUUGUCUGUUUUCUCCAGUCUUUUAAGGUUUACUGCUAUACAAUUGUUAUUGGUUGCAGUCAUGCAUAGCAUGGUUUCAGAAUUGUAUUUCAUUAUCUUCUUAACAUUGUUAGUUUAUAGUUCGGAAUCAUGAAUGCCAACAUAAUCAAAUGUAAAAAUACUUUUCUGAUGUCAAUAAAAA
Messenger RNA from Gadus morhua (Atlantic cod), 2008 nucleotides. Its product is annotated as E3 ubiquitin-protein ligase TRIM39-like. The coding region runs from base 1 to 1623 and encodes 540 amino acids. The record is from RefSeq and is a predicted model, not a curated record. Gene Ontology annotation, molecular function: protein binding; zinc ion binding. The transcript has a single exon. NCBI's taxonomy places the organism in Eukaryota, Metazoa, Chordata, Actinopteri, Gadiformes, Gadidae.